AUGGUCGACAUCGUCCCCCUCUCCUCCUACCCCUCCUACAUCGACCUCCUCCCCUCCAUCCAAACCUGCAACAUCACAAACCUCCCGGAGAACUACUUCCUAAAAUACUACCUCUACCACGCCCUCACCUGGCCACAGCUCUCCUUCGUCGCCGUCGUCCGCCCGCGCAAUGGCUACCCCGACGGCAAAAUCGCCGGCUCAUACCCCAAGGUCGUGGGGUACGUUCUCGCCAAGAUGGAAGAGGAGCCGACGGACGGCGUGCAGCACGGGCAUAUUACCAGUUUGAGUGUUAUGCGGACGCACCGACGGCUGGGAAUUGCGGAGCGCUUGAUGAGGAUGAGUCAGCGCGCAAUGGCCGAGUCGCACCGCGCGCAAUUCGUCUCGCUGCACGUGCGUGUUUCCAACAAGGCGGCGCUGCACCUUUACCGCGACACUUUGGGCUUCCAGGUCGAUAGCGUCGAGAGCAAGUACUAUGCUGAUGGGGAGGAUGCGUACGCGAUGCGCAUGGAUCUGUCGCCGAUGUGGAUUGAUUGGGCGGAGAUUGAGCGGAAGGACCGCGCGCGCCAUGCGAAGGAUGAGAAGGAUGCGGAUGAGGGGGAUGAGGUGGGAGAAUUGGGGAAGAAGGAGGAUGAGAAGGAGAAGGAGAAGAUGGUGCGCGUUAAGGUUGGACGGAGUCUUGGGGUGGGCGAUUUGGUGGAGAAGAAUGAGGUGCAGACGGCGUAG
This is a messenger RNA of Aspergillus mulundensis, 723 nucleotides long. Its product is annotated as peptide alpha-N-acetyltransferase complex A subunit ARD1. Gene Ontology annotation, biological process: N-terminal peptidyl-glutamic acid acetylation. The record is from RefSeq and is a predicted model, not a curated record. Gene Ontology annotation, cellular component: NatA complex. Gene Ontology annotation, molecular function: protein N-terminal-serine acetyltransferase activity; protein-N-terminal-glutamate acetyltransferase activity. Lineage: Eukaryota; Fungi; Ascomycota; Eurotiomycetes; Eurotiales; Aspergillaceae. Bases 1 to 723 code for a protein of 240 amino acids. The transcript is spliced from 2 exons.